AUAAAGACACCGCGAUCUCGAGCUCACGAAGAAUCACGAUGAAGACCAGCACCACCCCGCUCGCGUGCCCCGGCCUGACGGCGUUCGCCCUACGCCUCAUCAACGAGCUCUCCUCGACGACCGCGACCGGCAACCUCGUCUUCUCGCCGCUGUCCAUCUACACCGCGCUCGCCCUCACGUCGGCAGGCGCCCGGGGCGCGACUCUCCAGGAGCUGCUCGCCCUUCUCGGCGCCAAGUCCCGCAAGGACCUCGCCAAGAUCGUCCGCGGCCUGUCGGAGCAGGCUCUCGCCGACCGGACGCCGGGUGGCGGGCCGCGCGUCUCCUUCGCGUGCGGCGUGUGGCACGACGAGACCCGGAAGCUCAAGCCCGCCUUCCGCGACGCCGUCGCCCAGUCCUACAAGGCGGAAACCGGCGCCGUCGACUUCCGCGAAAAGCCAGGAGAAGCCGUGAAGCAGAUCAACGCCUGGGCGGCCGCGGCGACGAACAACCUCAUCGACUCGGUGCUUACCGAGAAGCAGGUUUCCCCCGAGACAGACGUCGUCGUCGCCAACGCCAUCUACUUCAAGGCCAUGUGGGCCCGUCGCUUCCGCGAGAGCAACACCAAGGACGACAAAUUCUACCGCCUCGACGGCACCACCUUGGACGUCCCCUUCAUGCGGACCGGCAAGAAGCAGGACAUCGCCUGCCACGAUGGGUUCAAGGUGCUCAAGCUCGAGUACAGGCAAGGGCACGUGUGGUCUUCGCCCCCGUCGUCCUUCUCCAUGUUCAUCUUCCUCCCGGACGAGCGCGACGGGCUCCGAGGCCUUGUCGAGAGGAUCGCAUCCAGCCCGGACUUCAUCCACACGCACCUAUCGACGAGCCUCGUCUCGGUCGGCGACUUCAAGCUGCCCAGAUUCAAGCUCACCUUUUCGGCCGAUGUGUCUGACAUUCUCCGGCGGUUGGGACACCAUGUGGCGGAAGCCGACAUGUCCAACAUGAUGGAGGAGGACGGCACCGGCAGGCCGUUGGCUCUGAGCGGUAUCGUCCACAGGGCUGUCAUCGAGGUGAACGAGGACGGUACCGAGGCGGCGGCCGUCACCGCCGGUAUAAUGUGCGGCUGCGCCGCACCACCAAAGACACCGCCAGUCGUCGUGGAUUUCGUCGCUGACCAUCCGUUUGCCUUCUUUGUAAUUGAGGAGGAGUCGGGCGCCAUCGUCUUUGCUGGGAACGUCGUUGAACCCUCUCCAUCGAUUCCCGGAGAGAAUCUUCGUCGCCGUGACUCCAUCCGUGGUCCUAUCUUCGGCUGGAGGACGGCCGAGCAUCCAUGGACUUCGGGUGCAAUCGAACAACCGCCCGGGAUUAUGAACGUCCGGCCAUUUGUGCCGCAUGAGGCUGCUUUAUGCAAUCCUAUUCUUCUGUUCGGUUGUGUCUGCCUAGUUGUGGCCUUUUUCUUGCAACUUGUACGCCUUUUGGUGAAGUAA
Messenger RNA from Hordeum vulgare subsp. vulgare (domesticated barley), 1460 nucleotides. Its product is annotated as putative serpin-Z6A. Bases 39 to 1460 code for a protein of 473 amino acids. NCBI's taxonomy places the organism in Eukaryota, Viridiplantae, Streptophyta, Magnoliopsida, Poales, Poaceae. Gene Ontology annotation, molecular function: serine-type endopeptidase inhibitor activity. The transcript has 2 exons. The record is from RefSeq and is a predicted model, not a curated record.